UUAAUGAGUUUAUCAUCUUUAUUUCGAAAAAUUGGUUUUAUAGUUGGCAAAAGGCCCAAAACUAUUUUUUUAACAAAUUUAUUUUUAUUCCUCCCAUCAUUAUCUUAUUAUUUAAUUAAUGACAUUAAAGUCGAAACUGAUGUAAGGAGAGGGUUUUCCCCAAAAAAUGGAAGGGCAACAAGUGAAUCGAAGGUAGAAUUAUAA
Meloidogyne enterolobii is the source of this 204-nucleotide messenger RNA. The record is from the annotation of a GenBank genome assembly. NCBI's taxonomy places the organism in Eukaryota, Metazoa, Nematoda, Chromadorea, Rhabditida, Meloidogynidae.